CAGGCAUACAAAGACAGUCUCGAGGUCUUUGAGGCCCGAAUGACGUCAUCACGCGUCCCUCGGUUCCUCGGUGGGCAAAAACGUGGAGGACCUUACUUCAUGGUGAGUCGGGGAUCUGUGACCAGAAUAACCUGUCUACACAAAGAUCCACUGACAUACACUGACCUGUCAGCUUGACUACAAUGGAGUACAUGAAAGCUCCUGCCACAAGCAGCCAGGGGAAUAUCCUGUGCUGUACCUGUGGCGUUCCUAUUCCUCCCAACCCAGCCAACAUGUGUGUAGCCUGCCUGCGCACUCAGGUAGACAUCUCAGAGGGAAUCCCCAAGCAAGUCACAGUGCACUUCUGCAAGCAGUGUGAAAGGUACUUACAGCCUCCAACCACCUGGGUGCAGUGUGCCCUGGAGUCCAGGGAACUGCUGGCACUGUGCUUGAAAAAAAUCAAGAGCUCAAUGACCAAAGUGCGUCUUAUUGACGCUGGCUUCCUGUGGACAGAGCCACACUCCAAAAGGAUUAAGAUGAAACUGACCAUACAGAAAGAGGUGAUGAAUGGCGCUAUCCUACAGCAGGUGUUUGUGGUCGAGUUUGUCAUCCAGUCCCAGAUGUGUGACGACUGCCACCGUGUGGAAGCCAAAGACUUCUGGAAGGCCGUGGUGCAAGUUAGGCAGAAGACUGUUCAUAAAAAGACAUUCUACUAUCUAGAGCAGCUGAUCCUCAAGCAUAAACUCCACCAGAAUGCCCUGAACAUCAAAGAAAUCCAUGAGGGGAUUGAUUUCUACUAUGGCUCCAAGCAGCACGCUCAGAAGAUGGUCGACUUCCUCCAGUGCACCGUGCCCUGCAGGUCAAAGACAUCCCAGCGCCUCAUCUCUCACGACAUCCAUUCGAACACGUACAACUAUAAGAGCACCUUCUCUGUGGAGAUAGUGCCUGUCUGCAAGGACAAUGUCGUGUGUCUCUCACCACGUCUGGCCCAGAGCCUGGGGAACAUGGGUCAAGUGUGUGUGUGCGUCCGUGUCACCAGCACCAUCCACCUCAUCGAUCCAAACACCCUACAGAUUGCUGAGGUGGAUGGGAACACAUUCUGGCGCAACCCCUUCAGCAGUCUCUGUAACCCACGGCAACUGGAGGAGUUCAUUGUUAUGGACAUUGACAUCAUCAGAGACCAGAAGCUGGGUGCCGGAGCAGGCUUGAGGUCCAAUAAGCACACCCUGGCCGAGGUGUGGGUUCAGAAAACAUCAGAGAUGGAUACCAGUCAGCAGUAUCACUGCCGAACAUUCCUGGGCCACCUGCUCAACAUUGGAGACCUGGUGUCGGGCUUUGACUUUGCCAAUUCCAACAUCAAUGAUGAGUACCUGAAUAAGAUGAACCCUCACCAUGUUCCUGAUGUGGUGCUGAUCAAGAAGAGCUACGACCGCAGCAGGAGGGUGAAGCGCAGGAACUGGAAACUACAGGAGAUUUCCAGAGACCGUGAUGGCAUGGACACAGAUGAUGAGAGACAAUACCAGGAUUUCCUGGAGGACCUAGAGGAGGAUGAGGCUCUGAGGAAGAAUGUCAACAUCUAUAGAGAUGACUCAAAGAUCCCAGUGGAGAGUGACACUGAUGAUGACGGAGCACCACGUAUCUCCCUGAUGGAGAUGCUGGAGGAGCUCAGCCUAUCAGACGCCACAGGAGGAGAGGGUGCCGACAUGAUGACAGACUAGCCAGUCGCCAUCCUGCCCGUGUGGCACUGACGGCUGAUCUGUCAAACACAGGUCCACUGAUGACACAGUGAUACAACUGCAGACCCGAUUUCGAACUUACAACAGAAUGAGGACUGAUUAAACCACUGAUAGAUCCACGGUUCCUCUGAGUGUGGUGUAACGACUUAUUACAGUUAAAAUCCAUAAACUGUGGGUUAUAACGGUGCCACUAAGUAACAAACGCGUUUCCUCCAAGAAACUGGACCUUCAGUUGUUUCAACUGAUCAUUUACUGGCCCUGCAAAAUUAACACUUUCCGCUACUUC
Xiphias gladius (swordfish) is the source of this 2001-nucleotide messenger RNA. RefSeq names its product NMD3 ribosome export adaptor (gene nmd3). The transcript has 16 exons. Gene Ontology annotation, molecular function: ribosomal large subunit binding. NCBI's taxonomy places the organism in Eukaryota, Metazoa, Chordata, Actinopteri, Istiophoriformes, Xiphiidae. Gene Ontology annotation, cellular component: cytoplasm; nucleus. Gene Ontology annotation, biological process: ribosomal large subunit export from nucleus. The record is from RefSeq and is a predicted model, not a curated record. The coding region runs from base 183 to 1697 and encodes 504 amino acids.